This is a messenger RNA of Dichomitus squalens LYAD-421 SS1, 1690 nucleotides long. RefSeq names its product beta-tubulin 1 tubb1. Gene Ontology annotation, cellular component: microtubule; cytoplasm. The transcript is spliced from 7 exons. The record is from RefSeq and is a predicted model, not a curated record. Gene Ontology annotation, molecular function: GTPase activity; GTP binding; structural constituent of cytoskeleton. Gene Ontology annotation, biological process: microtubule cytoskeleton organization; mitotic cell cycle. Lineage: Eukaryota; Fungi; Basidiomycota; Agaricomycetes; Polyporales; Polyporaceae. Bases 58 to 1398 code for a protein of 446 amino acids.
UACCCUCCAUCCUCUGACGACCCAUCCCUCCUCUAGUCCCGGUUCUAUUUCUUCAUAAUGCGCGAAAUCGUCCAUCUGCAGACUGGCCAGUGUGGUAACCAGAUUGGUGCCAAGUUCUGGGAGGUCGUCUCCGAUGAGCACGGCAUUGAGGCGGAUGGUGUUUACAAGGGCAACAACGAUCUCCAGCUCGAGCGUGUCAACGUCUACUACAACGAAGUCGGCGCAAAUAAGUAUGUGCCUCGUGCGGUUCUCGUUGAUCUCGAGCCUGGAACCAUGGACUCUGUCCGCUCCGGUCCCCUCGGCAACCUCUUCCGCCCCGACAACUUCGUCUUCGGCCAGAGCGGUGCCGGUAACAACUGGGCGAAGGGUCACUACACGGAGGGCGCUGAGCUUGUCGACUCCGUUCUCGACGUUGUCCGCAAGGAGGCUGAGGGCACCGACUGCCUGCAGGGCUUCCAGAUCACCCACUCGCUGGGUGGUGGUACCGGUGCAGGCAUGGGUACCCUCCUGAUCUCGAAGAUCAGGGAAGAAUACCCCGACCGUAUGAUGGCCACGUUCUCCGUUGUCCCUUCGCCGAAGGUGUCUGACACCGUCGUUGAGCCGUACAACGCAACCCUGUCCGUUCACCAGCUCGUCGAGAACUCGGAUCAGACGUUCUGCAUUGACAACGAGGCGCUCUACGAUAUCUGCUUCCGCACACUCAAGCUCACGACACCCACCUACGGUGAUCUCAACCACCUCGUCUCGAUUGUCAUGUCCGGUAUCACGACGUGUUUGCGCUUCCCUGGACAGCUUAACUCCGACCUCAGGAAGUUGGCUGUCAACAUGGUUCCAUUCCCUCGUCUUCACUUCUUCAUGACCGGUUUCGCUCCCCUCACUGCUCGCGGCAGCCAACAGUAUCGUGCUGUCACCGUCCCCGAGCUCACGCAGCAGAUGUUCGAUGCCAAGAACAUGAUGGCUGCCUGCGACCCGAGGCAUGGUCGGUACCUCACCGUCGCGGCUGUCUUCCGUGGCAAGGUCGCGAUGAAGGAGGUUGAGGAACAGAUGCAGAACGUCCAGAACAAGAACUCUGCAUACUUCGUCGAGUGGAUCCCUAACAACGUCCUCACCGCGCAGUGUGACAUCGCACCCCGCGGCCUCAAGAUGGCCGUCACCUUCCUCGGCAACUCGACCGCCAUCCAGGAGCUCUUCAAGCGUGUCAGUGAGCAGUUCACUGCCAUGUUCAAGCGCAAGGCCUUCUUGCACUGGUACACCCAGGAGGGUAUGGACGAGAUGGAGUUCACCGAGGCGGAGUCCAAUAUGCAGGAUCUUGUCGCCGAGUACCAGCAGUACCAGGACGCCACCGUCGAGGAGGAGGGCGAGUAUGGGGAGGAGGAGGUCCCUGUUGAGGAGGAAUAAGCGUGUCGCACCUGGGUUGUGCCUCGCUUGCUGCUCUGUUCACCCGAAAAGGUCUACAUCGUAUACACAUUAUAUUGGUCGCUUUCAGUGUUCUCUGCACGUUUCCCUCUACCGCUUACCCUGCUGUCGUCCGACAUGACGCACCGCACGUAACAUCCUCCUCACCCUCGCUUUACACGAUCAUGCGAUCGCCCUCCGGUUGGCAUUACCGAAGUUACCCUAGUCUGCAUACCUGUCUGUCGAUUCGUUGUCUGUCGACACUAUUCACGAAAUUUAUGUCAAAUUGCCGGAA